Molecule: messenger RNA, 4374 nt
Organism: Polyodon spathula (Mississippi paddlefish)
Lineage: Eukaryota; Metazoa; Chordata; Actinopteri; Acipenseriformes; Polyodontidae
Exons: 12
Coding region: 554-3574 (1006 amino acids)
Source: RefSeq, a predicted model, not a curated record
ACAGCUCGUCUUCAUCAGGAAGUGGAAGGAAAAAAAUCUCGUACCCUUGUGGGUGAUCACCUCCCGAGCACAGCAGGGAGAGUGGGGGUGUGCUAAUGUCUGGGGUACCGCAGCUGGUUCUAAUCAACCGCAUUCCAAGCAAGGACGAAUCCCAAACUACUGCGGUGAUGUACAUACACUUUCGUUAUGAAAUACUUCUAACUAAGGCAAAAGUGACGAUGACUCUACAGUGUCUGCUUCUGCUUUGUACAAUUCAAACGAUACACUGUUCUGCAGCAUCACGCCUAUUUCAAAUGUUUUGGCAGGAAGUGUGCUUUGUAGGCGUAUGGGAAAAAUAAAAUCUGUUAGAUGGCUCCAGUAGUUAUGCAAAACAAAUCUAAACUCACCUCUUCCAAGUCAGAUUACACGUCGACUUAACUGGAACUUCAGGAGAGGAUUUCAAUAUACAGUACAAUAAUUGCAUUGUAAUAAUUUCCUAUCUGACCUGUGGAUUUUGUGGUGAGCCCUGGAAUUGUUGACAUAACAAAACCAAUCAAAACCCCCAGAACAGUCCAUGACAAUGAGACCCAGCCUGCUCCUGUGUUCCUGCCUGUGGGCCCUGGCUUGCGCUGGGCUGGUGCUGAGCCUGGAUGAGGGCUGCCUCCUGAUUAGCGAGGUGAACGCUGACAACCCUGGGCUGGAUACCACAGAGUUUGUGGAGCUGCACCACAGCAGUGGGCAGAGGGCCAGCCUGGAGGGGUACACCCUGGUCUUCUACAAUGGCAAUGGCAACAUGGCCUACAAGGUGUUAAACCUGACGGGUCACGUGACUGAGGACAGUGGCUACUUCCUAGUGGGCUCUGCCUCGGUGUCCCCUCGUCCAGCUAUCAUCCUGCCAGCCAAUAGUAUCCAGAAUGGGCUGGAUGGCAUUGCUCUGUACCAUGGGGAGAAUGGUUACAGCGUAGGCAUGAAAGUAACAGCAACAGGCCUGGUAGACGCCAUUGUGUACAAAUCUCGACCUUCAGACAGUUCCAGAGUCCUGGAGGAGGUCCUAACGCCUGGCAAGCCAUGCUUUCUAGAAGAUGGGUCUUUCCAGCUAGGAGAUGAGUCCAUCGAGCGUUGCUGGCUCUCCAGGUCUAACUGGACAUUCCAGGCUGGCACUCCCUCCCCUGGCCGCACAAAUCCCUGCACCAGUCCAAGUAUAAACUCCCCUGUCCAGAUCAGCGAGCUCCGGCUGGGGGAAGGGGUCUUCCUGGAGCUCAGUAUGCCCCAGCCUGCUCCAACCUCCACCCCCCUCGCUCUGGUGCUUCUAGAUGGUGUGACGGCAACCGUGAGCUUCAGCUUGGACAUCCAGAUACAGGAUUCUACCAGCUUGGGCCUCUUCCUUAUCGCACCAGUCAGGGGAAAUGUAUCAGCCUCCCAGGUGCUGCCCCCUGAGGGUGCUUCUCUCCUCCAGCAGUCGGGUGCGCUGGCAGGCGCAGUGGUGCUGUACGCUGGGGGGGUGGCUGAUUAUCCUACAGGGAGCCCCAUUAGCCAGGACCAGCCAAUCGACGCCCUCGUUUACACAGGAGGGGGGGUGCUGAACCCUAAUCUCACACAGACCCUGAUCCCUGGCAGAGAGCCUUUCCUUCUCAGCAGCAGGUUGCAGGAAGGGGGUGUAUCACUGAGCCGCUGUGGGGCGGCCAAAUGGAGCAGGGACCCCGGGGUCUUCAUAGGGGGUCAUCCCACCCCGGGGCAGGCUAAUGAGUGCCUGGGGCUGGGGCUGUGUCCUUACACUCUGGUAGUUCAGGGCAGCACCAUCAUCCCUCCUGUUGACCCCUCGGGUCAUGGUGAGUUCCUGUUGAGUGAGGUGAAUGCAGAUAGCCCUGGCGCACGAGAGGACUACGAGUUCAUUGAGAUUUGGCAUACCUCGGGCCAACAAGCCAGUCUGGAUGGGGUCUGGCUGCUCCUCUUUAAUGGCUUUGACAACAAGGCCUACCAGCAGAUGGACCUCACCGGCCACCGCACUGACCCACAAGGCUUCUUCCUGGUGGGAAGCUCCGGAGUGACCCCGCGGCCCUCCAUUGUGCUGCCCCCAAACACAGUGCAGAAUGGCCCAGACGCUGUGGCCCUGUACCGCAGCCCCCAGGGGCCCCCCUUCACGCAAGGGGGUUCAAUUCCCACGGAGGGGCUGCUGGAUGCUGUGGUGUACCGCUCAAGGGGUUCUGACAAGGGGGCGAGGGUCCUGGGAGAGGUGCUGACCCCUGGGCAGCCCCACCUCUUGGAGGACCCCUCCUUCAGCUCUGUGGACGAGUCUCUGAGCCGCUGCGGGAGUCUCAAGCCUCGUCUGCUUGCUGCCUUCCAGGUUACCCUGCUGACCCCUAUGAAGGAGAACGCCUGUGCUGUCGAACCCACCCUUCACCCCCAGCCCACCCUCAAACCCAAGCUCGACGGGUUUGUCAUCUUCGAGGUGGUCGGAGCUAACUGGACCAACGCUACAGACCAGCAGGCCUUUGUGGAGCUGCGAGCCCCGCCCCAGUCCAGUAUGGUGGGCUAUGUUCUGGUGGUGUUUGAACAGGGGCCCGUCCGUGCCUCCAUCUCCAUACCGCUGACCGGGGAGAGCAACAGCCUGGGCUUCUACCUGAUCGGGACCAGUGUCUCCACCAACCAGCGCCUGCCCGUGAUAUCCAAUGGCACUCCUAUACCACAAAGGGGUGCCGUGGCACUGUACCACGGCUUUCCCAGCUCAUUUCCCGUAGGGAUGCCCGCGUCGAACCGCAGUCUUGUUGAUGCCGUGGUGUUCAGUGAUGACCAGGAGCUGCUGCAGACUCUCACCCCCAGCAGCCAGCUCUACACUCCCGAGUUCAGGCCAGAGUUGGGGUUGGUCUCCCUCAGUCGCUGCUCCUGCUGUGAGCUGAGGACCCCCCAGGCUUGGACCCCUUCGAAGCCAACCCCCCAGAAUGACAGUCUGUGUCCCUCCCAAACAUUCCCCCUUGAGCUGGACCUGUGUGUGAGCAAGCAGAGGAGCAGGGGGGGCAGCGCUGAGACAGACUGUAGGCAGUGGCUGCACAGGGAAGGCAGCAGAGAGGCCAUGCGGAGUGAGGUGGCGCUGUACCUGGAGUCACACUGCCACUGCGGAUUCUCCCCAGUCCACCUGCACGAAGCCCAGUUCUCCUGCUAUGAGGGUCAGAUACGAUUAAGAGGACACAUCCUGGCACUGUCCGAGGAUCAGCGCAACAACAUAAACCAGACGUUGAAGAACACAAGUCUAAUGCAGCUCUCGGAGGGCAUGGUGGGAAUGAGCUGCCAAGAACCAGGGUCCUACAGGUCCCAGGGCUCAGAGAUGGCCCCUGGCUGGGAGAUAGCACUGGUCUUUGCUGCAUUAUUGGUUGUUGGACUGGCAGUUGCUGCAGCUUAUUACUGGUACAGGAGGAGAGCAUUCUGCUGGCUAUUGUUACGGUGGACGAAGCAGGCAGCUGGAGAUUUCAGCCUACAGAGAUUUCUGCUCAGAGAAUUGCUACUCAUGAAUUUUGUAGAUUUCUACUUGUUGUAUAAUUGUAUACUAAUCAGUGUGCACAAUCUUUCUGCAUUUUGUAUAAAUGCUCAUUCAGCAUAAUUGCUCUGGUAAACAUAAAUAAUAAUCACAAUACUUUGACAUUUUUAUUUGAUUUCCCAUUACCAUUUCAGAAAAUAUCAUCUCCACUGUUAAAAACUGAAUAAAAAUAGAAUUUUAAAGUCAAAUACACAUCGAAGUAUAGCAUAGCAAUUGAAGACUGUACUAUGUGCAAUGUAUUUUUAUUUUUGGUUGUAGUAUCUUCUUGACUGAUUUUAAAAACACUGACAGUCAAAAUGUUAGUGAUUACGUAUGCAAUGUGAAGUUUUGUUUUGUUUUGUUUUUAGCGCUACCCUUUUGCAAACGUCAUUAUUCAGUGUCUUUGUCGACUUUGAUUCGUGUUUGUAUAAUCAAGUAGGCAGUCUAAGCUUUUUGACUGUGUAGGCCCUUGAAUGUAGGACGUACAGGUGAAAAAAUGUAUUUCUUUCCUUUACUCUUAGAUUUCAAAACCUAAACCAAUCAGGGCUGAAGUAAAAUGUACACUAGUUGCUACAUCACGGUUGGAAAAAAUAUACAGUAAAAAAUGCAGCACUGGGAUAGUAAUGUUUUCCUAAUAGACCAAUACAUCACAUUUUGAUAUGUAGUAAACUAUUUGCAAUACUGUGCAGUACCGGGCCAUGCCCUCCUGCUAGUCUGCCCAGUGAGCUGUGUUUUUGGGAAGCUUUCUUGUAAACUUAAACCUUUCAGUUUAAAACCACCAUCUAGCUUAGAAGAACUAUUUUUAUACAUAUUAAUUUUUUUUUAACUUACACUAUGUAACGCAAUUUUUGUUCCUGGGUAGUAAGUGUUAUUUCCUAAUUGCU